AAUAAGAGAAAAAAUCAGUCACUAAAUUAAGACACACUGGGGUUUUAGACCACACAGUACAGUUAGCAGGAAGAGGAACUGCUUGAGCUGCUACAGACACAGUGACAACUUCUCAGAGAAGCAGGACGCAAGAAAACUCUCACAUUUUAUUCAACAUCAGAACAAAUCUAACAUGAGCUGCUUUUUCAUUUUUAUUCUCUUCACUUCCAGUGUUGGCAGUCAGGCAUCGAGGCAGUUUAGUUUUAAAACUGGAGCAUCUGUCACCAUCCCGUGUCGUUAUGAUAGGACAUAUAUACAACAUAAGAAACACUGGUGCUUUGACGCUCCUGCAGCAUACAAUUACUGCAAAAUUCAGGCGUAUGCCAAUGAGACACAGGGGAAAGUGACAGUGACUGAUAACCCAGCUGAGAGUCUCUUUACUGUGACUAUGAAUAAUCUCCAGACAGAAAACACUGGAACGUACUGGUGUGUUGUAGAGAUAGGUGGAAUAUUCGAUCUAGAUGUUAAAGAACAACUUCAUAUCACAGUGAAAUCAGAUCCUGAUCUGUCUGUGAUGGAGAGCAGAGUGAGUGGUGAGGAAGGAGGCAGCGUCACAGUCCAGUGUCUCAACAGCGCUGCGUAUCGGAAUAAACAGAAGCAGUGGUGCAGAUUUAUAGACAGCCGCUGCAACAAUAUGGGGAGGACUGCCACAUCCCAUAAUUCAGCAGUGAACCUCAGUGAUGAUGGGAGAGGAUCCUUCAGUGUGCAGAUGAGUGGACUGAAGAAGAGUGAUGCUGGCUGGUACUGGUGCAGUGCAGGAGAUCUGCAGGUUCCUGUUCACAUCAGUGUCGGUGAUCCACCUCCAGGUAUUAUCACAUACACUGACCUCUACUUUAACAAAUGAAAAUCACACUGAUUAUUUUUCUUUUUCUUAGUUGUGACUACAGCACUGACUACAACCCCUCACCAUGCCAGUA
Molecule: messenger RNA, 956 nt
Organism: Ictalurus punctatus (channel catfish)
Lineage: Eukaryota; Metazoa; Chordata; Actinopteri; Siluriformes; Ictaluridae
Product: polymeric immunoglobulin receptor-like
Exons: 3
Coding region: 173-883 (236 amino acids)
Source: RefSeq, a predicted model, not a curated record